AACACCACCAGUUCGACAACGGCGGCGACGAGGCUUAGAAAACCGACGCGGCGAAGAGGUCCCUUCCGAUUAAAAGUCGCUAGCACUCAACGAUGGCAUCCAUCACGAAUUAUGUCCGAUACAUGGCUCACAAGCUCGAGUACUCUCUCACUCUCAGCCUCAAGAAACAUACUAGAGAGAAGCUCAGUGACCGGGAACUCCUUGGUAUAGUCAUGAAGAAUCUAUUCUAUGGAAGGAUAACAUACUUACACUCGGAUAAGGGGCAAGAGAUGGCCCCAACUAUGGGAACAAAUGAAAACACGCUACUUGUCCGUAAGCUGCCAGUUGUUGAUACAAGGUACAUUUUCGUUGGGGAUGCUGUUGUCUUCAAGGACCCGAAUGAAAAAAAGAAGUAUAUAGUCAGAAGAUUAGCAGCUGUAGAGGGAUCUGAAAUGGUAUCAAGUGAUGAGAAAGAUGAGCCUUUUGUUCUCGAAAAGGAUCAGUGCUGGGUCGUAGCUGAGAACCAAGAGAUGAAAUCUAAGGAAGCAUAUGAUAGUCGAACAUUUGGUCCGAUUUCAAUGGCGGACAUAGUGGGAAGAGCUAUAUAUUGUCUGAGGACAGCCGUGGAUCAUGGUCCAGUAAGCAACAGUGAAUUUGCCAUGGAAGAGGAUUCACCAAUCCUGGCGGUAGAACUCGAUGUGGAUGAAUUGGCUAAAGACCACAAGGCGUAAUAAUGAAGAACCUUUCUUGCACCACUUUUCACUGUGUCUUUGUUUCACUUAUAAACUCCAAUUUAGUUGUCAUUGGAGAUAUUUGUGGCAAAUGUUGGCCCGUUGGUUCUUAAGCUUGAUAUGGAUGCUGUUGAGUGUUGAGGAAACGGUUCAUCAUGAGCUUUUCAUCCUCUAGAAACAACCAUUUCUUCCAAACCAUGGUUUUAAACCGAACCGAAGAAGACUGUGACGAAAAUAAUAAUAUGAAAUUGAUUCUGAUU
Messenger RNA from Arabidopsis lyrata subsp. lyrata, 970 nucleotides. Its product is annotated as mitochondrial inner membrane protease subunit 2. The transcript has 5 exons. The coding region runs from base 93 to 710 and encodes 205 amino acids. The record is from RefSeq and is a predicted model, not a curated record. Gene Ontology annotation, molecular function: serine-type endopeptidase activity. Lineage: Eukaryota; Viridiplantae; Streptophyta; Magnoliopsida; Brassicales; Brassicaceae.